CAGGAUGGCACACUCGUGCACCAAAUAUUGGUGGGCAGUUUUGGUCAUCCUUUCACUGGACUGGCUAUCAUCUUCUGCGGCCAAUGAUGCAACUUCCAAAGAUCCUAUCAUUUUCACCGUGGCCAGUAAUGCGACAGAGGGCUACGUACGCUAUCUCCGAUCAGCGAAACACUACGGCCUAACCGUAACGACACUCGGUAUGGGCAAACCGUGGCUUGGAGGAAACAUGAAAUCAGUCGGCGGAGGAUACAAGAUUAAUUUGCUCCGCGAGGCACUCAAACCGUACCGAGCGGAGAAAGAUCGUGUCGUACUGUUUACCGACAGUUAUGACGUGCUGUUCCUGGCGCCGUGGGACAAGAUCCAGGAAAAGUUUGCCAGCUUCGAAGCGUCCAUCGUGUUCGGUGCGGAAGGAUUCUGCUGGCCAGAUGAGUCGUUGAAAAGUGCCUACCCGCCACUUGAGGGACGUGGAAUGCGAUUUUUAAAUUCGGGUCUGUUUAUGGGCUACGCGGACAAGCUGUACAAACUGCUAAAAACUCCAACGAAAGAUACGGAAGAUGAUCAGCUGUACUACACGAAGGCUUAUCUGGACGAUGAACUACGCCAGGAGCUUAACAUUAAGCUCGAUCAUAUGGCUACCUUGUUCCAGAAUUUGAACGGUGUUGAAGAGCAGGUUGUGCUGUCGCUGGAACCGUCGGAGAAGGAAGCAACGUUGACCAACUCCGAGUACAACACCAAACCGGCGAUUGUGCACGGUAACGGUCCGAGUAAGCUGACGCUGAACAGCUACGCCAACUAUUUGGCCGGAGCGUUUGUUGAUGGUGUGUGCAAAACGGUACAGGAAGACCGUCUAACUCUCGAGAAAGAUGCACCACUGCCACUCGUAACGAUGGCCCUGUACGUGGAAAAACCAACGCCGUUCCUGGAGGAAUGGUUCGAAACGAUUGCGAAGCUCAACUAUCCGACCGAUCGGUUAGAUGUGCUAAUACACUCCAACGUGGCGUACCAUGUGGCAACGGUAAAAGCGUUCAUCGAUCGUCAAGAUGGACGCUAUCGUUCGCUGAAGGUAAUCGAGCACGAUGCGGACUUUACCGAAAUGUCUGCCCGGAACUUUGCUACCAAGCACUGUCUGCAGCGUGGAUGCGAUUAUCUGUUCGUAGUUGAUUCCGAAGGACAUUUGGAUGAUGCGAAUGUGUUGCGAUCGCUCAUAGAAGCGAACAGGAAUGUGAUCGCACCGGUUUUGACGCGUCCGGAGAAAGUUUGGAGCAAUUUCUGGGGCGCUCUCAGUGGGCAAGGUUUCUAUGCUCGUUCGAACGAUUAUAUGGACAUUGUAAGCCGUAAGCUGCUGGGCCUGUGGAAUGUCCCAUUCAUCUCGAUCGUGUACCUGGUGAAGCGUGCCAUUCUACCGGACGUGAGCUACGAGCUGCAGGAAACCGAUCCCGAUAUGGCCAUGUGUUGGCACUUCCGUUCCAAGGGCAUUUUUAUGCACGUGAUCAAUAUGGAACAGUAUGGGCAUUUGAUCGAUACGGAGUAUUUCGACAUGACACGCACCCAUCCCGAUUUUUACCAACUUUUUAACAACCGUCACGAUUGGGAGCAACGAUAUCUGUCGCCGGACUACAAACAGCAGCUCGAAACCACCUUCGUACCACAGCAACCGUGUCCGGACGUUUACUGGUUUGCGCUCGGUUCGGAUCGGUUUUGUGAUGAGUUGCGUGAAAUAGUGGAAGCAUUCGGGGAAUGGUCAGAUGGGUCGCAUACGGACAAGCGUUUGCAGGGUGGCUAUGAGGCUGUACCGACGCGUGACAUCCACAUGAAUCAGGUGGGUUUGGAGCAGCUGUGGUUGAAGCUGCUGCAGCUGUAUGUGCGUCCACUGCAGGAGAAGAUUUUCGUCGGCUACUUCCACGAUCCACCACGCUCGCUGAUGAACUUUGUCGUCCGUUACCGGCCGGAUGAGCAACCGUCUCUGCGACCCCAUCACGACUCGUCCACGUACACGAUAAACGUCGCACUGAACACGGCCGGCGUUGAUUACGAGGGUGGCGGUUGUCGAUUCCUGCGCUACAACUGCUCCGUUACCGAUACGCGCAAGGGUUGGAUGUUGAUGCACCCGGGACGGUUGACCCACUUCCACGAGGGUCUCAUAACGACCAAGGGAACGCGUUACAUUAUGAUUUCCUUCGUAGAUCCGUAGAGAGGGAGG
This is a messenger RNA of Anopheles maculipalpis, 2200 nucleotides long. RefSeq names its product procollagen-lysine,2-oxoglutarate 5-dioxygenase (gene Plod). NCBI's taxonomy places the organism in Eukaryota, Metazoa, Arthropoda, Insecta, Diptera, Culicidae. Gene Ontology annotation, biological process: peptidyl-lysine hydroxylation. Gene Ontology annotation, cellular component: endoplasmic reticulum. Gene Ontology annotation, molecular function: procollagen-lysine 5-dioxygenase activity; L-ascorbic acid binding; iron ion binding. The transcript is spliced from 3 exons. The record is from RefSeq and is a predicted model, not a curated record. Bases 5 to 2191 code for a protein of 728 amino acids.